AUGGCUGCCGUGAUUACCCCUUUACAAAGGCUCAAGUGGGGUAUUCUACCCGUGAGAAGAAUCGUCGAUGAAGACGAAAAUGGGAACUUCAUCGACCCCACCGAUCAAGAAACUGUGCUCACAAAUGAGGACGACAGUACUGCGAAAGUACUCACUGGACUGGAAGUGCACUCAGUCUCCAGGAAGGAAGAGGAGGAGGAGGAGCCGGAAAUUGAGUAUCGUGACGAGAAAGACCGUCCGUGGUGGAAGUUCUUUGAUGAGUACGAGUAUCGUGUGACUACUCAGGAGAAAAGGAAGAGGAAGUGGUUCAAAUGGUUCCAUGACGACGAUACCCCCGAGGAGAAAAAGUUGAUUACGAAAAUUGACAUCUUGUUGACAUUCUACUCGCUUAUGGCGUAUUGGGUAAAAUACCUCGACCAGACAAAUUUGACAAACGCAUACAUCGGGGGUAUCAAAGAGGCAAUUGGAAUGGAAGGGAACGAUUUUAUCAAUACUCAAGUGAUGUUUACAGUGGGUAAUAUCGUUUUCCAAAUUCCCUGCAUGUAUAUCUUUUAUGCCCUUCCAUUGAAUUAUGUGCUCCCAGUCUUGGACUUUAGUUGGUCAGUAUUGACUAUUUGCACAGCCAAAGUGACGAAUGUCCCCAGCCUCAAAGCAAUCCGUUUCUUUAUUGGAGCGUUUGAAGCACCCACUUACAUUGCCUACCACUCAUUAUUCGCUUCUUGGUUCAAGGCAAGCACAGGUGAAGUAGCUCGCAGAGCUGGGUUCUUUUAUAUGGGGCAAUUCUUGGGAAUCUUGACUUCGGGGGUUCUUUCGGGAGCAAUAAAAAGACACUUGGGAGGGGUCAAUGGAUAUGACGCGUGGCAAUGGAUUUUCAUAGUGGAUGGAAUCAUCAGCUUUGCUGUGGGUGUUAUUGGACUCUAUAUGAUUCCUGGUACCCCACAAGAUUGUUACAGCAUCUUUUUAUCCGAUGAUGACAUUAGAAUUGCCAGAAGACGAAUGAGAAAGGACCAGAAGGAUGCCAAACCUAGAGAAAAUGCGUUUUAUUAUUUCUUUCAAUGGAAUUUAUGGAAAAGAAUUGCCACCUCUUGGCAUGUCUACAUAUUGACUUUGUGGACUGCAUUUUGUUGGAACAAUUCCAACGGGACUUCUGGUGCGUACCCAUUGUGGUUGCAAUCUUUGAAAAAAGAUGAUGGUAAAACCCCUCGAUUCACUGGAGGCACGUUGCAGGACUACACGUCCUUAACCCCAGCAUUGGGCCUUUUGUGGUUGAUAUUGACCUGUUCAUUUGCCGAUUUUCUCGAGAGCCGGUAUGGAGCAAUCAUCUUUUCGCAGGUGUUCAAUGUGAUUGGUAAUGUUUUGCUUGCAAUUUGGGAUGUUCCCGAGGGUGCCAAAUGGUUUGCCUUUUGCAUGCAAUAUUGGGGUUGGAGUUCCUCGCCCGUGCUUUACUCGUUCUUGGGGGAUAUUUGUCGAAGAGAUGUACGCGAGCGACAGAUCAUUUUGGUUUGUUGCAGUAUGUUUGGGCAAAUGACAUCUGCAUGGAUCUCAGUGUUGGUGUGGAAGACGGUUGAGGCGCCAAGAUUCUUGAAGGGUUACAGUUUCACUGCCGCGUCCGGGCUUGCAUUGGCAGUUUGGUCUAUUCCCGUUUUGUACUUGUACAGGAGACAAGAAAGAGCGGGAGCACUUGACAAUAAUAUUGUGCUUUACAACUCAAGCAAAGAUAAAGAGAAGCCUGAUAUUGAGCAAGUCGAUGAGAAAUAG
Molecule: messenger RNA, 1758 nt
Organism: Lodderomyces theae
Lineage: Eukaryota; Fungi; Ascomycota; Pichiomycetes; Serinales; Debaryomycetaceae
Product: SEO1
Exons: 1
Coding region: 1-1758 (585 amino acids)
Biological process (GO): transmembrane transport
Cellular component (GO): membrane
Molecular function (GO): transmembrane transporter activity
Source: RefSeq, a predicted model, not a curated record